Dermacentor andersoni is the source of this 1077-nucleotide messenger RNA. The record is from RefSeq and is a predicted model, not a curated record. Lineage: Eukaryota; Metazoa; Arthropoda; Arachnida; Ixodida; Ixodidae.
GUCCGCUUCAUAAGGGCUGUUUACGAAAUCGCCGUUCAAGGCAAGUUCCGGUGUUGUGACUACCACUUGGAAAAUCAUUCAAGCCGACUCGUUGUUUGUUCCUGGAACAUGUCUUCCGUACACACGGUGUUUGACUGCUGUACUGAUUGUUGUAUCCAGAAGGCAUUCAAUAGCACCUUCAAGUGGACAGGAGACAGGCAGUCGCCCGUCAAUAUUGUGCCACAAAGAGUUGUUCCGGAUCCGUCACUGAGCGACAAACCAUUGAAGUGGUCGGGUGGUGGCCUGUGUUGUACGAGUGUCUCCAACACCGGUGCCACGUGGCAGGUGAACGUCAAGGCACGGGGACCUAACAUACGCGGAGGACCUCUGCAUCAUGACUACCAACUGGACCGGUUGCACGCACACUGGAGCAAGAACAGCGAAACCGGCAGUGAACACACUGUGGAUGGGAAAUACUACGCCGGCGAACUGCAUCUGGUGCACUACAACACUGAAUUGUACAAGUCGUUCACGGAGGCUACUUCGUCUGAACAUGGGCUCGCGGUGCUGGCUGUGUUCUUGAAAGAAGGUGCGCCCAACUCGCAGCUGAAAGGCGUCGUCGAUUGCAUCCCGUACAUCACAUACAAAGGAAUGAAGUGUGCACUGCAGCAGCCGUUAGACGUCGACUCGCUGAUUCCCGCGGGGAGUUCGUACUGGACGUACGAAGGCUCCCUGACCACGCCGCCUUGGUACGAGAACGUGACUUGGAUUGUCUACAAGCAGCCCAUCGAAGUGUCGCCAGAGCAGUUGGUGGCAUUUCGCAAGUUGAUGUCUUACGAGGAAAAAGCUGAUCAGCAGAAGUCAGCCGAUGGCCCCAUUGACAGCAACGUGCGACCCACGCAACCUCUCAAGCGCCGCGUUGUGCGAGAGCCCUUGGGAAAGCAGGGGCACGAAGGCCCUCUUCAUUAGGUGGCCUUACCCCGAGCACGUGUCGCGACAUCAGGGCACUCAGAACUAGAGUUUGCCAUCGAGAACUGAGGGGUUGACAGGACGUAGCGCAAAAUUGCUGUAACAGUAGAAAUUGUGCCCUUAAAUGAA